AUGCCGAAGACGCCUUCCUCAAGACAAAUGCAUUAUGUGACUCUUUUCGGCCAGGAUGUGCUGUCGUUCGAUGGGAACGUACUCCUGUGUAAGGUGUGCGAGAAGGUGGUCUCUUCGCACAAGAAGUCUUUGGUUAAGCAGCACAUCGAAGGAGCUACACACAAGGCGCUUUGCGAGAAGAAGAAAGAGUCUGGGUCUACGACCGUCGUCCAAAUGAAGUCGUUCCUCGGAGCCACCGGGAAACAGAGUCAAUUUCACGUCGAUCUCUGCGAUGCACUUUUAUCUGCUGACAUACCGCUGCGGAAACUGGACAAUGAAAAGCUCAGUGCUUUCUUGGGAAAAUACUGCAAGCAACACGUCCCUUCAUCAAUCACGUUACGCUUGCACUAUAUCAAGAGCAUAUACGAGGGGAAAAUGGAAUACAUAAGGAGUUUCGAGUUCCUACUCCACGCAGACAAUCUGGAGAAAACCAAUAACUCGACCAUCGCCCAAAGCUUCAUGAAUGCUCUCAAUGUACUUUGGCCAAACGGAGUCCAUCACGAAAGGGUUCUCCUAUUCGUGACGGAUGCUGCGCCGUAUAUGAGGAAGGCUGCGAAUGCCCUACAGGUGCUUUUUCCCCGCAUGAAGCAUGUAACUUGUGCGGCGCAUGCACUGCAUCGAGUAGCGGAGGAAGCCAGAUUGCUGUUCCCCGAAGUUGACAAGCUGGUGUCAAACGGGAAAAGAUAA
Galendromus occidentalis (western predatory mite) is the source of this 726-nucleotide messenger RNA. RefSeq lists its product as uncharacterized. The coding region runs from base 1 to 726 and encodes 241 amino acids. Gene Ontology annotation, molecular function: double-stranded DNA binding. The transcript has 2 exons. The record is from RefSeq and is a predicted model, not a curated record. Lineage: Eukaryota; Metazoa; Arthropoda; Arachnida; Mesostigmata; Phytoseiidae. Gene Ontology annotation, biological process: regulation of transcription by RNA polymerase II. Gene Ontology annotation, cellular component: nucleus.